Molecule: messenger RNA, 3953 nt
Organism: Phyllostomus discolor (pale spear-nosed bat)
Lineage: Eukaryota; Metazoa; Chordata; Mammalia; Chiroptera; Phyllostomidae
Gene: RPP40
Product: ribonuclease P/MRP subunit p40
Exons: 8
Coding region: 74-1165 (363 amino acids)
Biological process (GO): tRNA 3'-end processing; tRNA 5'-leader removal; endonucleolytic cleavage in ITS1 to separate SSU-rRNA from 5.8S rRNA and LSU-rRNA from tricistronic rRNA transcript (SSU-rRNA, 5.8S rRNA, LSU-rRNA)
Cellular component (GO): ribonuclease MRP complex; multimeric ribonuclease P complex
Molecular function (GO): ribonuclease P activity; ribonuclease MRP activity
Source: RefSeq, a predicted model, not a curated record
AACGGGGGCGGGGCAAGUGGAAGGGACGGGGCGGACACGCGGCGCUCCUGGAGGGUUUGCGUACGGGACGGCCAUGGCCACACUGCGCAGGCUGCGAGAGGUACCCCGGCACUUGCUGGUCUGCGAGAAAUCCAACUUCGGCCACGACAAGUCGCGCCACAGGCAUCUUGUGGAGACGCACUAUCACAACUACAGAGUUUCAUUUCUGAUUCCUGAAUGUGGGAUACUACCUAAAGAACUGAAAAACCUGGUUACAGAAACUGGACCCUAUUACUUUGUGAAGAAUUUACCUCUUCAUGAGUUAAUUACACAAGAAUUCAUCAAUACCUUUGUAAAGAAAGGUUCGUGCUGUGCACUGACAUACAAUACAAAUAUCGAUGAAGAUAAUACUGUUGCUCUGCUGCCAAAUGGGAAAUUAAUUUUAUCACUUGAUAAAGACACUUAUGAAGAAACUGGACUUCAAGGUCAUCCAUCUCGUUAUUCUGGUAGAAAAAUAAUGAAAUUUAUUAUUUCCAUUGAUCUGAUGGACUUAUCCUUUAACCUGGAUUCUAAGAAGUAUAAAAGAAUAUCUUGGUCCUUCAAAGAGAAGAAGCCAUUGAAAUUCAAUUUUCUUUUGGCUUGGCAUCCUACAGGUAUGGAAGAAUCAACGAUGAUGUCCUACUUUUCCAAUUAUGGAAUUCAGGAGCAUCAGCCAAAAAUAGCAGUGAGCAUGGUGACAGAUCUGCAGUGCCCAGUGCUGCAGAGCAGCGAGCUCAGAGGCAAGCUGGAGGUGGCCUGCAGUGCCAGGGAGCUGUUCGACUGGCUGGGUGCUGUCUUCAGUAACGCUGACCUAAAUAAUGAGCCUAGUAAUUUCAUAUCAACUUAUUGCUGUCCUCAGCCAAGCACACUGAUGGCAAAAGCGUCUUUAUGUACGAUCACUGGUUUCAUACUUCCAGAGAAGAUAUGUCUCCUGUUGGAACAGCUGUGCCACUACUUCAAUGAGCCAAAGUUAGCUCCUUGGGUUACGUUGACGGUUCAAGGCUUUGCAGACAGUCCUGUUUCAUGGAGAGAAAAUGAGCAUGGUUUUCAAAAAGGAGGAGAACAUUUAUACAACUUUGUGAUUUUUAAUAAUCAGGACUAUUGGCUUCAGAUGGCUGUUGGGGCAAAUGAUGACUGUCCACCAUAAGAAUACAAAAUUUAUAAUCAUGUUUGUUUAUACUUUUCAGAUUUCUUAGUGGUAAAAGGACUGAGUGUUCUCUGAGACUUAUAUGAUAAUGACAUAUCUUAGAUAAGCAUCCUGCUCCGGAUGGGGCCCAUCCUGGACUGCAGUGGGGCCUGUCUGGCGAUCACCUCAGAGUUGUUUCUCCUUGUCGGUGUCAGCAUAUGACUUACUGCAUGGUAGAGUGAGCCAGGGAUCAGGGGUUAUGGAAUCAUUUGGUAAGAUGUAUGCUUUUACUCAGGUACAUGAUUGCAGCUUUUUUAUAUGAUAAUAAGAGCCAGUCCCCACUUCAAGUGUUGUGCAUGUAUUACCUCAUUUAGUUUUCACAUCAAUCAUGUGAGGAAACAGGCAGAGUAUAAAUAAGCUGCUGAGGUCACGUUGCUUAUGGACCGUAGGACUUGAUCUCCUGUCUGCUGCUUUCUUAGCUGUUCUCACUGUCCUGCCUCUGGAUCAGGACGGGUAUUUAAAUACUGUAUGUUGUUAAAGACCAAGUUGAGAGAAUUUUUUCCCCAGCUGUAUGGCUGGUAAGGACUAGCUGAAAACAACAAAAACUCUGGAAUAUAUAGCAAAAACCAUUAUUUAAAAUGUAUCAAUGAGCUGCAAAUAAACACUUCUAAAAGGCUAAAUUACCAUAUUUUUUGGACCAAAAGAUGCAACUGGGUUUUUGAGGAGGAAAAUAGGAAAAAAAAUUUUGAAGCAAAAAAUGUGGUAAAAUAUUUAAUAACAAAAUUAACAUAAUAUUUCACCAAUGUAAAUGUAAACAGAACUCGACAGCAGCAUUAACAACCAUUAUUCCUUCCAAAUUUGGGGGUGGGGGGAGUUCAUCUUAUAGUCCAAAAAAUAUGGAUAAAAAAAUUUCAUGGAAAUAGAAACUCAAAGAUGUAAUGAAGGUGCUGAUGCCACUUUUCACCUUUAGGAUAUUUGUGAAAUGUCAGAUCCAAUUUUGCUUUUCUCAGCCUGGUGUGGGGGCAGGGGCAAUAGAAUAGCAAACAAAGCUGAGGGCUUGCCUAAGUGGGCAUGCUAAUAGGAGAGCUCAGAGUUGAAACCCCAAAAGGACAGAGUAAGGAUGAACCAUAAAUAAACCUGUCUGCCUCCCCCUCACCUCUCCUGUCCCCCAGGACAGCAAGGAAGAUUGCCUUUCUGGGAGCAAACUUCUCUGAGAGGAUAUAUGUAUAACCACAGGCAGCCCUUAGCUGGUUUAUUCACACAACCUGGGUAGUCUGAAAAUAAUGUCUCAGGUUAUAAAUUUAUUUUUCCACUAGAAAAUAAUUUGUGUUGAGAUCCCACAAUGGCACAAACUGUUCUUGACAUUAAGCUCCUUCUUCCUUUGCAGUUUGGUCUUUACAUGGUCCCGUGAAUGCUUUCUUCUCCCACCACCUGGAAGUAGCCGUGGGCAAACUUCAAGGUGGUGUCAGUGAACUUAAGUCCCGGUGUUUAUUUGUACCUCAAACCAGAAAUUUAAAGUGAUAGAAAGUUUUUAGUGCUUUCCAGGUGACAGGCAAAAGCAAAACAGAUUAUCUUCAGAGGGACUCAGAAAUAGUUACAAGGAAUGUUAGUUCAUAAUCACAGACAGGUAAAAUAGGCAAGCAAAAGUGUUGGACAGAAGAAGCAGGCCUACAAAGACAAAAUAUUUAGGUUAUCAAACAUAAAAAGUAUGCUAUUUUUUAAGAUUUUUUGUUUAUUUUUAGAGAGAGGGGAAGGAGAAAGAAGGAGAAGGAAUUGAUGUAUGAGAGAUACAUCGGUCAGUUGCCUCUCACACACUACCAGCUGGGAACCUGGCCUGCAACUCACCUGACCAGGGAUCACAUCAGUGACCUUUUGGUUCUCAGGCCAGUGCUCAACCCACUGAGCUACACCAGCCAGGGCUGUUGUAUAAUUAAAGAAAUAAGGGGGAUUGAAGAUCAUGUGUAAAAAUAACCAAGCAGAUUGGGAAAGUAUUAAAUGGAAAUCUAGGAGUGAAAAAUACUGUAAUUGAAAGUUUAAUGGAUUGGCUUAAUAGUACACUGAACACCACUGAAAAAAAAGAAAAUAAUAGAUUAGGAAAUAAAGAUGUUUCAAACUUGGAAAAGCUGAAGGACUUUACCAGAAGACCAGGCAUCACAAGAAAAGUUAAAGGAUAUUCUGCAGGCAAAAGGAAAAUAAUACCAGAUAGAAAUCUGGAUCUAAACAGGAAUGAAGAACACUAGAAAUAGUAACAAUAUGGGUAAAUGUAUGAGUUAUUCAAACCUCUUUAAAAUACCAUUGUUUAAGCAAUCAUAACAAUAUAUUGUGGACUUUAUAAUAUACUUGUAUGUAAGUACAAUGGAUGACAAUAAUAGCUUAAAGACUAGAAGGGAAGAAGUAUAACACUUGUGAGUUUCUUGUAUUAUACAUGAAAUGAUAUAUUAUCAUUGGAAUAUAGACUGAUAAAUUUUAGAUAUAGUAAGUCCUAAAACAAUCACUAAACUAACAAAACAAAUAAUUGUAGUUAUUAAACUAACAGGUAAAAUGGAAUUUUAAAAUGGAUUAGAUUAACCCAGAAAAAUGACAGAAGAGGUAAAAGAAUUGAAAAUAGAUGGGAUCAAUAGAAAAUAAAAAGUAAAUAUCAAAACUCACCAUAUCAAUAAUCACAUUAAAUACAGUAAACACCUCAAUUAAAAGGCAGAGAUUGUCAGAUUGGAUUAAAGGGAAAAGACCUAAGUAUAUUCUGCCUUCAUGAAGUGUACAAAUGUUAAAAGUAAAACGAUGGAAAAAGAUAUACCAUUCUAACACUAGU